AUGUGCCUGACGGCCAUUCAGAAUGCGUCAGAAGUCAUGAAGGCGUUGGCAGGAGACGUUAUUCCCUGCUACUACGCAGAGUACUGUAGCGUCGAGCCGCGUGACGUCAACGAAAAGUGUUCGUUCAGUCCGAAUGUGUGCUACGAAGACUCUUGCUGCAUGUCUUUUGAGGUUCGGAUCCUUUUAAGAUACCACUUUUCGAAAAAGUCAUGAACAACCAGUUAACCCUGGAAAGAAGCGAAGAAUAAAAAAAACAAAAAUUCCUUUUCUAUGAGAUCGGCUUCGCUAAAAACCUGAUAGUACCGUAAAAAAAAAUCUAGGAUCUGUCUUCGAAAAAUAUAGUUUACAAAUUAUUUGUUUUUUAGUUUUUGUAGUUUACUUUUAACGGCGGAAUUUUAUUGAGAUCACAGUGAUAUCAUUAUUUUCAUGCAAAAAAAAAAAACAGGUGAAAAAAGUACAUCAGAGUUCUUCCGAUAUUUUCCUCGGUAUGGUCAAAUCUCUUCGAUUUUUACGAAUCAAAAAAUCAUCCAAAAUCCCUUGAUAGAAAAUAAAUGCUUAAAAGUUGGUAAUGCAAGAGUUUUGUGCUGCAGUUAAGUAUUGAUUUUGUGGAAUUCUAAAACAUUUUCCAAUAGAUUGGAACGUUUUCUAACUUGAUUGAAAGCAAUUUUACAGCAAUCAGCUCGUCUUUACUUGAGUCUAUGUUCUUUGAGAAAAAAAAAAGAAUUCAGACAGCAAUAUCCUGGCACUACCGAGCGGCCCAGUCGGUUCACAUUGGCUUCAGUGCGGCGGGGGUCAUCGCCAGCCUAGUUUAUUUGAUCCAUUUUUCUUCGAAACAUUUACUUCCUUUCAAUACUAGGGUAAGUAUAUGAUUUCUUUUUUUUUCGCAAAACUAAGCCAAGAAAAAUGGAGUCAAACGGAGAAGCUGCUAAAGACCAAAAAUAGUUUUAAAAAAAACAGAUAAACUGAAAAAUAAAAAUAAGAACAUUAUCAGACUCAUAAAACCGCCAAAUUAGCUUUUUUUAACGAGAGUUCUUAUUAGCCUUACAGCGCCAUGUGUAUUAUUUUUUUCGUCAUUCUUUAAUGUGUUUAUUUUUUCUUUGAUCACUUUUAUACUUUUCUUGCUAACAGUAACCAAGUUUGCCCAUAAUAUUUCAAUUCUCUUCAUCAAGCUGAUUAUUUUUUCAAGCAGUUAUUUUCCAGGUCUUCGUUUCGAUUAUGAUAAUAACUCUGAUUGUUCAUUCGAUGGACAUGAUCGUCAUGCAUGUGGGUUUUGCUUUUUUGCUCGAAAGGAAGCUAACUUUUAACCUUUUUCACCUCAACUGCUUCAAACUAAACAAAAACUCGUGUAAUAGGUGUUUGGAUAGAAGAUAACUGCCAAUUUGACUAUAAUUGUAAGGUUUCUUGGAAACGGUAGAUGAUUAUAUGGUAAAACAUCCUUAACAAACUUCAAUUAUUAGGAAAAAUGUGUUCUGGGAAUCGGUCAAGUUCAAACCAUUUCAACCAUUUUUUGUUUUUUAUUUCAGAAAAUCAAAUAUUAUCUGAGAAAUCUCAUAAAAAAACGCUUCAAAACGUCGAUUUCAGGUUAUCCACCUGCAACAGUCCUACGUGGCCAACGCCAGCGACCCAUGCAAAAUUCGGAAUCGCGUCGAUUUUUGUGCUCCCUACCGAAAUACCUAUUCUUUAUGUCUAUUCCUACUUGCUGUCAUUCAAUAUUCUUUGUACAUAGACCGACUAAUCGGAGUUUUCUGGCGAAAAUACAAUUCCUACAGUAAUUAUGUGCUCGCCGUGCUGCUCGUCCAGGCGGUUAGUCAUAUUGAAGCUCUUUUUUGUUCCAUAUUAAGCAAUUUUUCGCAUACCUUUUUUAAAUCAUUCUCAGUCGAAUCAGUCAUUAAAAUUCGUUUUAAAUCCCUUUAUUAGAAAAAAUAUUUAGUAUGGGUGAAGCCAAAUAGAAACUGAGUGAUAUGAUAGAAUUUGGCAGGAUGCCAGAAUUUUUAUAUGACCGGCAUCUGACGGAGCUAAAAUUUCAUUGAUUAAAUCCCAAUAGAGAAGCUAAAAAAAUUGAAAAGAAAAUCAAAAUGAAAGCUUUCUGGGGCCAGUCAAUUCGAAAAAUCGAAUUAAAAAAUUUCUUAAUUAUUCAAUAGUGUUUUUGAAAAUUUCAAGCAACUAAAUACAAAAAUAAUUGAACUUUUUUUUGGGAUUCGAAUACUCUGGCCCGAGAGCUUUGAAACUGCAAAACCAUGAAAAUAUUUUCAAUUUUUCCUCAAUUUUCAGACAAUAACACCAGUAGUUGCCGUCAGAUGGGUCUACCGAGAUGCCAACCCCUCGGCCACUCUUCUGUCCUGUAUAAACGUUCCCCUAGAUUCAAUCGUCGACAUGAGUAUGCUCACCGCCUUUUUAUUGCCAAUUAACUUCAUCUGCUUCUUCUUAUCCUUGUACCUCUUCUCGUCAUACAAAAAGACUCAACGAAGGUUUUGCCUAACUUUCUUAUCUCAAACUAAGUGAUGACUUUUGCAGAAGCCGCUUCGACAUUCAUCGUCACUUCCUGGCCGUGAUCGACGUCGACUCUUCCGAAUUCCUCAGAAGGACGACGGCGACUCAAGCCUUCAUGACCGUCGUGUAUCCCGUGGCUAUUCUGGUCGUCCGUUACACCUACGAAUAUGUUACAAGGCCAAUUCAUCUCACUUUGGCGACUAGUGCUUAUGUUCGUUUUUCAAAGCUAUUUUUAUCCGAAAAACUUGAAAAAUAUUAAAGACGUGUGAUUAGUAAGACGGAGAUUUCCAAAAAUACCUCUCCAAAUAAGUUGAUCACGCCUCAAUUUGGAAUAUCAAUAAAACGAGCGAUUUUCGAUAUUUACGAUUUCGAUAACCAGACUUUACGAUUUCGAUAACCAGACUUUUUUUUAUUAAAAAAAAGUUUUCAUCUGAAUUUUAAAGUUCCAGGACGCCUUUUUUUGCAUUUCAAUUAAAAUUUUGAUAAAGUUUAUAAAUUUUUAAAGGAGAGUGAAAAAAAGCUCAAAAUCUUGACCAGAGUGUACUCCGAGUGAAACCAAAACGAAUAAUUUUUUUCCCAGUUUUUUGCUGAAUUUAUGGAGUAAGAUUACGAUAACCGUGUGUUUUACGAGCCAGGUGUCUUUAAAAUGUCAUUCGACCUUUUCAAAAUUUUAUCACCUCGUGAAAUUUCCGGCAAAAAACUGAUUUCUUCAAAAAAAGCUUGACUCACAUUUCUUUCAGAUAUUCAGCUUCAUGUCCUUCCUCGUGCCGCUGGUCAUGAUCUAUUCCGUUCAAAAAUAUCAAUUCAUGAGGAAACAGAAGAUUUUCGACCAUUUAAGCCUGAAAUCGGUCGGAUCCGAGGGUUCUGACAAUUACUUCAAUGGAUUGAAAGAGCAAUGGGGCGGGCCUCCAGUCAAGACCAAGAAAUAA
Messenger RNA from Caenorhabditis auriculariae, 3419 nucleotides. The record is from the annotation of a GenBank genome assembly. Lineage: Eukaryota; Metazoa; Nematoda; Chromadorea; Rhabditida; Rhabditidae.